Molecule: messenger RNA, 3342 nt
Organism: Schistosoma turkestanicum
Lineage: Eukaryota; Metazoa; Platyhelminthes; Trematoda; Strigeidida; Schistosomatidae
Source: the annotation of a GenBank genome assembly
CUUCGCGUGACCUUAAAGGGUCGUGCGCAGUCUAAAAGUGGUCGUAAAAUGCUAAGGUCGUUCCUCAAGAAGUUUAUAUCAGUUGAUGAGUCAGGGAAGAAACGCUUCUCAACCUCAAUAGGAAGGAAUACUAAUCCAGCAGAUAUAUGGGAGGUUAUUUCAGAGCUUGGAGAUGGGGCCUUCGGCAAAGUGUAUAAGACUCAAAAGCGUGACACUAACUUAUUGGCUGCACUUAAGCGAGUUGAUUUUGAUUCUGAGGAUGAGCUUGAGGAUUUUAUGGUAGAAAUAGAUAUCCUGACAAAUUUCAAGCACAAGAACAUACUCUCUUUGCAUGAAGUUUACAUAUAUGAAAACAAACUGUGGAUGUACCUGGAACUGUGUGGUGGUGGAGCUUUGGAUUCCAUCAUGGAGACGCUCGAAAAACCUUUAACUGAGGCUCAGAUCAGAUUUAUCUCCAGAGAAGUCCUACAAGGUCUUGGAUUCCUGCAUGAGAAGCUAAUAAUUCAUAGGGACAUGAAAGCAGGCAACAUUUUACUAACUCUCAAUAAUGAAAUCAAACUUGCUGAUUUCGGAGUCUCCGCCAAGUUAGCCGACGAAAAGCAGAAACGAUUUACAUUCAUCGGGACACCUUAUUGGAUGGCACCAGAAGUUAUCAACUGUGAAACUUCCAAAGAUGCACCUUAUAAUUGGAAAGCAGAUAUAUGGUCUUUUGGUAUAACUUUGAUUGAACUUGCACAAAGGAGACCACCUCAUAAUUCUACUAAUCCAACACGUGUUUUAUUAACAAUUUUGAAAUCUGAUCCACCAACUUUAUCUAGACCACAUUUAUGGUCUUCAAAAUUCAAAUUAUUUCUAGCACGUACUCUACAAAAAGAUCCAAAUCAAAGACCAGAGUGUAAAGAUCUUCUAUUAGAUCCAUUUGUUUCUGAUGUUACGGAAAGUGAUCGUAAAGAAAUUCAAAUACUUUUAUGUGAAGUCAAUGCAGAUAUUAUUGAAACAGUUGAAGAUUUCGAUCCUAAUGAACCUAUUGAUGAAAUUGACGAUAGCGAGUUAAAUUCACUUGGCCUUCUGACAACAGAUUCAAAUAAAUUGUCAAUUCCUGUCGAAUUGGAAUAUGAUAAUGAUGAUGAUGAUGAUGACAAGAAUGCAAAUGAUGAAGUUAACAAAGUAACUGAUCAUUUUAUCCGUAAUAAAAAUAAGAAUUUCAAUGAUAAGAAUGAUGAUAAUGAUGAUGGUGUUGUUGUUGAUCGAUCAGCUGGUGAAAAUCAUCCUAAUGAAAUAAUCAUACAACAAAGUGAUUCUGAUAACCGAAUAACUGAUUAUCUAAUUGAUGAAAUCACUGACGACUUAAUCACACAUGUAAUCACUGAUGAUACACAACAAUCCGCUUCAAUUACAUCAUGUGCAGUUGAAGCAAUGUGCGAUAUGCAAUCAGCUGUGAUCAAAUCACCAAAUACUACUUCCAGUACUCCGACUACUACUACUACUAUGAAUCAUCCUACUGUUGCUGUUACUCCUACUCCUGCUCAAGUGAAAUAUGAGGUUAAUAAUGGUGAUGUGAAAAAUCAUGUUCAUGAAGGAAUUACUCUUCGUAAAGAACAAUUCAUUCCAGAUCGUACGGCAGAUCAUUCGGCUAUCGUUCAUGAUUCAGCUAGGACGAAUCCAUCAUCAUUAUUGAUUUCCACAAAUGAUCAUCAUCAUAAUGAUAAUGAUAAUAAUAAUAAUAAAUCAGAAGUGUUUAUAUCUCCUCUUAAACGUCAAAAUAGCGCUUAUCGUACAAGAACACGAACUCGUAGAUUUGUUAUUGAUGGUCAAACGAUUACUACCACAUCUAAACGCAUUGUGAAUACUAAUGUAGAAGAGAAGAAGUUCCGUGAAGAUGAACAAGUAAAACGUAAAGCUGCAUUACGUGCAUUCAGAAUAUUAGCUAAACAAGAAGCACAUCAAACACGUGAAUUAAAUGAACGUGCACAACAACAAAUUGAUCUGUUAGAGAAUAAAAUGAAUACAGAAUUUUCAACAUUAACUAAAAGCUAUGAUCAUAGACUUGAAAUGGUUAUGCGUAAUUAUAAAAUACAAAUGGAACGAUUAGAUAAAGAAUUUGAAAUUGAAUUAAAACGUAUACGAACAGAAACUUCAAAAGAAGAGCGUUCAUUUAAAGAUCGUUUAAAAAGUGAAAUUCACACAUAUGAUCGUGUAAUGCGUAAAGCAGCUAAACGUGAUCUUCAAAAAUUUGAUCAUAAUUAUAAUUUAUCAAAUAAUUAUGAUAUAAAAUCGAAUUCAUCAUCAUUAGUAUCAAUAAAAUCAAAUGCCAGUAGUAAUAAUAAUAAUGAUAAUCAUAAUAAUACUAACAAUAGUAGUUCACUUGUUUCACAACGUUUAACAUUAUUUCGUGAAAAUCAAGAAACUUUAAUGAAUAGUCGUAUUUAUAAUUUACAUAAUGAAUAUAAUAAACGUAGAAAUUUAAUACAUUCUGAAUAUUUAAAUGAAAAUCAUACAUUACGAUUAAAUUUUGAAGAAGAUAAAUGGAAAUUAGAACAUCGUUAUUUAUCUAUGAAACAUCAAUUGGAUAGAAAUCGUCAACUUGAUUUAUUUAUGAUUAAACGUGAACAAUUAACUGGUCGAUCAGAACUUGAAUUAACCGAAUUAAAACAGACAAUCAAUAUGGAACGAAAUAAACUUCAAACAAUUCAUUCUAUAGAAAGAAAAAAUUAUAUCAAAUCUAUGAAAUCACUGAAUAAACGUAGUAUUCUAACAUUACAACGACAAUCGAAACUUAAUGCUAUCGAAAUGAAUGAAGCACAAAAACGUAUGAAUGAAGAAUUAGAAUUAUUAGAAUCGAGACAAAAAACUCAAAUUAAUGAAUUAGAACAAAGUAUACAUUAUCGUCUAUGUGAAUUAGAACAAAGUACCAAUGAAAAACGUAAUGCUUUAAUUGAUCAAGAAACUAAACGUUUACAAGAAUUAGAAAAUCGACAUCAAAAUGAAUUACGUAUCUAUUCAGAAUCGUUACCUCGUAUAAAAGCAUUAUUAAAAGAACAAUUUGCACAAGAAUAUAAAGAAGAUUCAUUUAAAAUAAAUUUUAACACUUAUCGAUCCAAUAAUAGUCCAAAAUCUCAUCGACAUAGUAGAUUACCAAUUCAUUUAUCAAAUUUAACAAAUCUACGUUGGGGUUCACUUUCGAAUUCUAGUACAAAAUUAAAUAGUAUGUCAGAAUCUCGUGCAAGUCGUAUUAUCACUUUAUUCUCGACAGAAUUAACGAAUAAUAACAGCGAUGUUAAUGAUAAUAAUGAUGAUAGCAAUAACAAUUAUCAUAAUUCAAGUCCUUCGGUUGCGAUGUGA